GGAUUGUUGAGUUGUAAUAAUCUGUGAGAGUAUAUUCGGCCAAACCAAAUUCGGCCGGCGAACAAAACCCUCUCCGCCCAAACCCCCGCGGCGAGAUGGCAGCGCCGCCGCGGCGCGAUGCCGUCGGCGAGGACCUCAUCAGCAACCUCCCGCUCGAGCUCCGCUCUGCGAUCAUCUCCCGCCUCGCCACCGCCGAGGCCGCGCGCACCGCCGUCCUCUCCACGCGCUGGCGCGACACGUGGCGCGGGACCCCGCUCCGCCUCGACGACCUCGACCUCCCCGCCUCGCCCGGCCUCUCCAUCGCCCUCGCCACGGCGGCGGCGGGGACGCCCUGGGCGGCGCGCGCGGAUGCCGUCGCCGUCGCGCUCGCCUCCCACCCGGGCCCCGUCGAGCGCUUCCGCCUCGCCCGCACCACCCUCCGCGCUCGCGUCCCCACCGCCGAGGCCUGGUUCCGGGACCUCGCCGCCGGCGACCACCGCGCCCGCGAAGUCUCCCUCUUCUGCCCACCCGAGUGGUGCCACUGCGCGCUCGCCGACCCGCUCCUCACCUCCCCCACGCUCGAGACCCUCGCCCUCGGUGAGUGCCGCUUCUCCGACGCCGGGGCCGCCGCCGCCUCCGCGUCCCGCCUCACGGAGCUCUCCCUCUCCAGAACUCACAUCUCCGAGGCCGCGCUCCAGAGCUUGCUCUCCGGCUGCCCCGCGCUCCGUAGCGUCAUGCUCAAGCACAUCCAGGGGCCCCGCCGCAUCCACAUCAGUUCCUGCCGCAACCUCGUUCUGCUGGGGGUGUGGCAGUACAAGCUUCUAGAGGAGCUCACCGUGGAGGACGCCCCGCGCCUGGAGCGCCUGCUCGGCGACGCGCAUCUGGGAACAGAGAUCACCAUCGUCGGCGCGCCAAAGCUUACUGCUUUAGGCUAUCUCGUGGUGGGCUACCGGGAUUUCUUCCACGGCAUUGAAAUGCCUACUGCUCAGAAGAAGGUUGCCAAGGGAUUGCGUGCUCCUUUCAACAGCGUGAAGGUUCUGGCUAUCGGUGUGAUGUUAUCGAGCAAGAAGAACUUGGAGUCAGUGAUGAACUUGCUCAAGUGCUUCCCCUUCCUGGAGACAUUGCAUAUCCAGGGCAACAAGCGCGCCGAAGGGGAGUUUCACACAAUUGACUCAAACUACUACCAGAAGCUCGAUCCCGUUGGAUGUAUGGUGAACCAUCUCAAGAGCGUGAGGCUGGAAAUCAACAUUGAGAACCAAAGAAGCAAAGUUGAGAACCCAAACAUCCUUGAAUUUGUGUGUUUCCUCCUUGCAAAUGCGCAGGUGCUGCAGAUCAUGAAGAUUCAAUCUUCCAUGUUCAACAACCCUGCAUGGAUUACAGAAAAGCAAAAUCUGCUCAGUCAAUGUCACAGGGCCUCCGUGGAAGCCAAAGUCGUGCUCGAGGGCCUGAAAGUCGUACAUCGCAAGGGGUUCAGUAUAGAGGAUGUGAAUGCUCUGCCUGACCCCUUUGACAGUGAUAUCGACAUCAUGGGCUACUAAAACUGCAGGGAUGAUCAACAAUCAAACAGUUGAAGGCAUUUUGUGUUAUUUUUAGCAGGUUAUCUGAAUCUACUAUUUAAUAACUUUGGCUGCAUUUGAGGUUUCAUUCCGAAGAAGAGCAAUGUCCAUGGUGCCACUGGCAGAUAAUUUGUGUUGUACUGGGUUGAUGUUCUGAAUCUAGACAAUGAUUUAGGUGGCCUCUAUAUUUAAACCUUUAAGAUUUGCUACCGAUGAUUAGCAGGCAUUUUAUUCAUGUCAGUAAAUCAUCUGAGAUUCUGAAUCUAGACUAUAAUCUUGUUAUCAAUUUCACUUGUCGUUUUCCAAAUAUCUGAAGAAUAUUUAGGUUGAUGUUGUUUCUGUGCUUCCAUUAUCAGAUUUUGUGAUUA
Setaria italica (foxtail millet) is the source of this 1903-nucleotide messenger RNA. RefSeq lists its product as uncharacterized. The record is from RefSeq and is a predicted model, not a curated record. Gene Ontology annotation, molecular function: protein binding. The transcript is spliced from 3 exons. The coding region runs from base 96 to 1517 and encodes 473 amino acids. Lineage: Eukaryota; Viridiplantae; Streptophyta; Magnoliopsida; Poales; Poaceae.